Numida meleagris (helmeted guineafowl) is the source of this 5095-nucleotide messenger RNA. RefSeq names its product jade family PHD finger 3 (gene JADE3). The record is from RefSeq and is a predicted model, not a curated record. Gene Ontology annotation, biological process: regulation of transcription by RNA polymerase II. NCBI's taxonomy places the organism in Eukaryota, Metazoa, Chordata, Aves, Galliformes, Numididae. The transcript is spliced from 12 exons. Gene Ontology annotation, cellular component: histone acetyltransferase complex. Bases 170 to 2638 code for a protein of 822 amino acids.
GCGGCGGGAGCGCCAGCGCCAGCCCUGACGGCCGCGGCCGCCCACGCCGGCGAACGGAGAGGCGGCGGCGCGCCGGAACGGGCCGUGCCUCGCCGGCGGCGGGAGGAGCUUGCGAUGUCAUCAGAUGAAGCGAAAACAUCUACCUCAUGACCUGGCAUGAUGCGUCAGGAUGAAACGCCACAGGCAUCUGAGCACCAGUGACAGUUCAGACAAUGAGAGUCCUUCCACUUCCUUUUCUUCUUGUGCUAAAUACAGGAGCAAGUCAAAAACACCAGCAAAUGAACAAAAGAAACCUGCUGAGGUGUUCCGCAAGGAUCUCAUUAGUGCCAUGAAACUACCGGAUUCUCACCAUGUUAACCCUGAUGAAUAUUAUGUCUUUGCGGACACGUGGAAACAGGAGUGGGAGAAAGGAGUCCAAGUUCCAGCCAGUCCAGAAACAAUUCCACAGCCAUCUCUCAGGGUUGUCGCAGAAAAGGUGAAAGAAGUACUGUACACACGACCCAGGAAGUAUAUCCACUGUUCCAGCCAAGAGCCCACGGAACCGGGUUAUAUCAACAUUUUGGAAUUGGCAGAAUCUGUGUGUCGCUAUGACUUGGAUGAUAUGGACAUCUUUUGGCUCCAGGAGCUAAAUGAAGAGCUUACUGAAAUGGGAUGCGGGCCUCUGGAUGAAAACACAAUGGAAAAAACUAUUGAAGUGCUGGAGCGACACUGUCAUGAGAACAUGAAUCACGCUAUUGAGACUGAAGAAGGUCUGGGUAUAGAGUAUGAUGAAGAUGUCAUCUGUGAUGUGUGCCGGUCUCCUGACAGCGAAGAUGGGAACGAUAUGGUGUUUUGUGACAAGUGUAAUAUCUGCGUCCAUCAGGCAUGCUAUGGAAUCUUGAAAGUCCCUGAAGGGAGCUGGCUGUGCCGCACCUGCGUUCUGGGGAUACAUCCUCAGUGCCUCCUGUGUCCGAAACGAGGAGGUGCCAUGAAAGCCACCAGGACAGGGACCAAGUGGGCCCAUGUGAGCUGUGCCCUCUGGAUUCCAGAGGUUAGUAUUGCUUGCCCAGAAAGGAUGGAGCCGAUCACGAAGGUCUCUCACAUUCCACCGAGUCGAUGGGCUUUAGUGUGUAGUUUAUGCAAACUGAAAACCGGUGCUUGCAUUCAGUGUUCGGUGAAAAGCUGCAUCACUGCCUUUCAUGUCACCUGUGCCUUUGAGCAUAGCUUAGAGAUGAAGACUAUCCUGGAUGAUGGGGAUGAGGUCAAAUUCAAGUCGUACUGUCUAAAGCACAGCAAGAACAAACAGAAUUCGCUGCCUGAUGUUGAUGAACACCCCAAAAGCAUACCAGAUCAGAAGCAAACAGAGAGUGAGAAAACCAGUUUGCGAGCCCAGAAACUCCGAGAGCUGGAAGAAGAGUUUUACUCACUAGUUAAAGUGGAGGAUGUUGCAGCAGAACUGGGCCUCCCUAAACUUGCUGUAGACUUCAUCUACAAUUACUGGAAAUUAAAGCGGAAAAGUAACUUUAACAAACCAUUGUUUCCUCCCAAGGAGGAUGAAGAAAAUGGCUUGGUGCAGCCAAAAGAAGAUAGCAUUCAUACUCGCAUGAGGAUGUUCAUGCAUUUGAGGCAGGACCUAGAGAGGGUAAGAAAUCUCUGCUACAUGGUGAGCAGGAGAGAGAAACUGAAGCUGUCUCACAGUAAAGUACAUGAACAGGUCUUCAAUUUGCAAGUUCAGCUCAUUAAUCAGGAAAUCGCUGCAGGCCAUACCCUGACAAGUGCACUAGAGAACACACUGUUCUACCCACCUCCCAGGAUCACCCUGAAGUUAAAAAUGCCCAAAUCAGCACUAGGAGAUUGCAAAAAUAACUCGCUGAAGCCUGGCAACAGACCUCUCUCUCCUGACAACAACAGCACUGUUUACAGCAAAAGGAGCGUGCCCAUGUCAAAGGAACCCUUUGAAAUCAAAGCCAAAUCUUACUCCAGGUAUCAGCACGACACCAGAAGUAACGGGCUGCUUGUGACGGGAGGGAUCGGCAAGCCUCGUGGCGAGGCGAAGGACUCUGGUCUUGUGCAGGUGCCGGAGUUCCACCGGGCCCAGCCGUCGGGCAAACCCCUGGCACUGCAGGCUGCUCUUCACGGACAGUCCUCCAUCGGGAACGGGCGGCUGCAGCAGGACGGCUCGCGGCUGUUGGCCAAGUCCAAUGGCCUGAUGGGCAGGACCGGCGACGUGAGCCAGAGGGACAGCUCCAGCCAGACGCCCUUUGAACAGGAGUCUGUGCUGACGGCUCAUUUGGCCAGCCAGAGUGGUUUUAGAAAAUCCACCAUGGAACACUUCAGCCGGUCCUUUAAGGAGGCCACUAACAGUCUGGUGAGGACAACAGAAGAUUUGCGGUGCUGUGAGAAGCCAACGAGAAAGCUCGCAGCGAAAGAUCGCUUGUGGAGCAAGCAGGCGCUCGAAGGAGCUCCGUACCAGGACAAUGACGGGUACUGUCCCGACUUGGAGCUGAGUGACUCUGAAGCAGAAAGCGAUGAAAAUAAAGAGCAAAUGAGGUUAAGACGAAGUAGCUCAGAGAGAGAAAGCCCGAGUAAGGACUUUGGAAGAGAGUGUCACAAUAGAAACAAAAAGAAUAUGAUUUCUCACGGUUCGGUACAAAGGUGAUUAGAAGCCCCCACGGGGUAACUCAGCCUUUGUGUAUUCCGGUGUACCAGUGCAAAGCUCAGCAUCCACAGGUUCCAGAAAACAGCACAGGAGCUACGUUAGGAAGAACGGCAGCAGGAGAUGGGAAGGGGAGAGAAAUCAGAGUAGUUUUGUUCAACUGUGAAUUGGCUUGCAGCCUUUGCAAGGUUAACCGAGCUGUUGCAAAGUCAAGAAGAAAUUGAUGGGUUCUAUUAGAGUUGAACAUCUGGGAAAGCGUGAAGUGGUUGAUCCUUGCAUAAAUUCAGGAAACUGCUUCCUCCUUGCCAGCACGCGUGCGAGGCAAGAUGUCCACCUCAUGUCUAUCUUGUGGUGGUGGACAGGUGUUAGAGGAGUCCUUGCGUUGCUCUGGCAUGUUGCAAGGGACUGUGAAUGGAGACACUGAAACUGCAUUCUUAAGGCACCUGCAGCACGGCUCUGAUCCAGCAAGGCACUUUAGGUACUUGUUAGAUUUACUCCUGUGCCGAGUCCCGCUGAUUUCCCCCAGAACUCCAGUGCUCAGCUCCACAGGCACGUACCCGGCGUGCUCUGCUGGAUCAGGCCCAAGCGACUACUAAGUGACGGUCCCCUUCCGUCCUGCGGGAGGGCUCCGGCCGCAGGGGUGUCCGCAGGCUCCUUGCGGAGGUGGGAGCAGGUGUCGCUGGCGCUGCCAAACUUGCUGACCUCUGGGCGUGCCCCCGCUCCCUGCUCCUGCUGAAGGUUGUGUUUCUCUUCACAAUAAUUUGCUUAUUUUGUAAAUAUACAACUUGUAGUACUUAAGGUUUUUUUUAAUCUCUCUGUACAUAGUUGCUUGUUGUGGGAUGCACUUGUAAAUAUUUUACCCAGCUAACAAGUACAGAUGGCUAAUUUUGUGGAUAGUGUUUACAAAAGUAGAUGUACUACUUCAAAGAAAAAUGCUAUUUGACACUUACAUUUAGGCAAUCACCAGUGAUGCCAGGUUCCUCUUGAAACGGAGAUUUCAUGUCCAGCGGUAUUUGUACCUGGCGUUUUUAAAAAUAAGCUGAAUUAGAAAUAAUUUUGUCCAAACUUUUUACGUAGGCACAAAUUUUCAACCCUAGCUGCCUAACUGUGGGCUUAAGAGCCCUGCUUCUGGCAUCUAGGACUGUAAAAUUUUAGCCAGGCAUCAUCUGGACUAUGUUUUUUAUUGCUGAAAAUUUAUGGUUCCAUUAAGCUGCUUUUCAACCUCUGGAUCAGUUGCUGUUUCCCAAACUAAAGCUUUUUGCAUGUGCUUUAAAGCCAGUUGUUAACUGGUGUUUAAAUUUCAACCAGUGCGGAGGAAGUGAGAAGGAAGGGGGAAGCCUUUCUGGUUUGUUUAUGUGAUCUGGGAUUUUUGUUUGAAUAGAGACAAAUUUCUUCUUUUCCGGGCAAAGUAACUGCGCUGUUCUCAGCCAUGCUGCACGGUCCAGCCCUCCACAGCACCCUCUGUCCCUAGAGGGCUCAUUUUGUCUAGGAAGGUUCACACCCCACGUAAAGAUGACUAUGCAGAACCCAAGCAACAGCUUGCUUUCCUUCAUCCUCUUAAUUUAUUGCUUUUAGUUUAGGAAAUUACAGCAACGUUUUUAGAUUUGGUUUAACCUUUGAAAUCUCUCUACUUGCAAUAGGACUAGCAGGUCAGGGCUGGAGGACUUUUCUGUAAUGAAAUAAUAAUUAAAAAAAAGUACAACCCAGUAUAGUUGGCAAUUCUAAUCUAUUUGCUUCACUCAUCUUUAUUUUCCCCCCACACACACUUCUUGAUUUUAUGUAUAUUUGUGUAAUUUGUCUUUCUAGAGCUGUAUCUUCAGAAUUAUUUCUUUUGGUGUAAAUAUGCAGUAGCAUUUUAGGUUUCUACAUAUUUUAUUUUAACGGGAAGUGCUUUGUGUUCUAAGCCAUGGGCCGUUCAGAAUAAGGAAACAGAUGUUUGUUCAUUUGUAUUCCGCUUCUGAUUCUCUAAGUUCUCCUUCGAUAUUUAUUAGCAAUCCUCUUACUGGCCACGAAAUUCCACGGAGCUUGCACUGGGAGGUGAGCAAAACGUUCAUGUCAUUUUGUGGCCAGAAGCGUGUGGCGGAGGGGAGGAAAAUGGUGCUUCAGCAAAACUCAACGUUUCUGCUCUUCUGGGGUUAUUCAUUCAGUUGUUUCCCGCCUGGGCAACGGUUUUGCUAAUUUUUACGUGAUUUUAAUAGAUAUAUGAAGGAGCCCUUGGUUGUGUAGUUCUCAAGUAUUGUUCCCAAAGUGCAUUUGCUAGUUUUUAUUGUGUGUUCGGUGGCUAACUGUUUGAAGUAUUACCUCUUAACCUUAUUUGUCAAUUUUUUUUUGUGUUUUUGCAUUUUGUUUUAUAUAUAUAAAUAUAUAUAUAUAUUCAAUUUUCCAAGAUGGACUCGGUCUUUUUCAGAUGUCCCCUUUUUACAAGUACUUUUUCAUUAAAUUAUGAAACUGCUAACAGUA